AUGGAGGCGAAGGAUGUAUGUGUUGAAAUAGAAAAUGAUGAAUUUUAUAGCAAGUUCUUAGACGAGUCUGUAAAACCCAUCAUAAGCGACAGCUUAUCAGUCACCGACCAAGUGAAUAGACUUACUCUUGGGAUAGAAAAGCUUAGCAAAAGUCUAGAGAAGCAAGUACUCGCUAAACACAAUGAUCUUCUUACUCAGGCAAGUCAUAUUUCUGACUUAGAAGUAACAUUAGAAUCAGUUCAAGCCCAAGUUCAAGGCUUGUUACGGGGCGCCGAAAAGUUGAAAGAACGAGUACACACGCCCUAUUAUGCCUUGGAAAACCAAACAAUGAUGUUGGAGAGGGUCCAAACUACAUGCAAUUUACUCAGGCAUUCCUCUAAAAUCUUAUCUUUGUGGAACAAACUGCAAGGCAUCAAAGAUAACCCCUCCAAAGAAGCCAUUAUAUUAUAUGAACUCCAUGAGCUGAUUGGAGAUUACGAUUUUGAAGGAAUCGAUCUUCUUGAUGAAGUACUGAAGUCAGUUCAACUCAGAAGGACCACAUUACUUACAAAUUCAACUGAACUCCUGCAGUCGAGUUUGCUCAAUGGAGAUAAAACCAAAUUAUUACAAUGCUUUAAAGUAUUCCAUAAUCUUCAGUGUACAGAAGAACAGAUAAAAAAAACUGUCAAUACAAUACUAAGUGAUUUGAAAAAAGAAAUUACUGUUGCACUGAAUGUCCAGAUGGUGUCUAUUGAAGUAAAAAAAUCAAGUUCGGGCAGAAUUGCACCUGGGAAAGCCAAUAUCAUGAAUGCCCAAGAUUUCAAAAUUAAACUGUGGGAUAACAUUGAGAAGUUGUUCAAAGUGGACAUAUAUAAUUGCUGCACCAAAGUUAUAAUGCUCCAGAAUGUUGUGAACGAAUUGCAUGCAAUAGGAAAUUUCAGGAAUAUAGCAAAAAGUUUUUGGUCUGACUUAUGUCUUGUCUUCAGCAGUGAACUGGAAAAAAGCCCUUUGACUGUCAGCCAGUCAGUUGAGAUAGAUUACCCAAAACUGCUUAAAUGUUUUAAUGAUCUACUAUCAAGACUUAAAUCUAAAGAUCUGGAAAUGAACCGCACAUGUCUUACAAAGUGGGAAAAUUCUUUCUUAUCUAAGUCUUUAGGCAAACUACUUGAACCAGUUAGGAGUAUGUGGCAUUUGUCCCAAGUACCAAACAUGGAUCAAAUAGACAAUGCCAUCAGAGUCAUCGCUGAGGCUUUAAGCAUUUCUCUAGGUGACAAACAAUUGAGCAUAAGUUUGGCCAACAGUGUUGCCAAGUCUAUAAAACAGAUGAAUGUAGAAGCAGAACAGAGGUUGUCCUUGGAUAGUGAUGUGGCACAGAUUGUAGAACCACCGACAAGUUCCCAGCAAAAGAAUGCAGAUCUUUGUAACGCCUUAUACUAUUUUUCAUCACAGAUUAAAAGAGUUCUUAAUAACAUGAGCUCAAUUUUACCUCAAGAAAGUAUCCAAAUAGUACAGAACAGCUUAAAAGAUAUUUCCAGUAUGCCAGUACUUCAAUUAUUUGCAGAAUCAAUUAAAAACUCCCUGUACAUUAUACUUAUGACAAUGCAUGAUGAGCCUGAUUUGAUCAGAGCGGAUGAUCCAGCAGGCAAAUCACUAUCAUGUUCGCCAUACAUGAAAGAACUCCAACAAUUUGUGUCAAGAUGCAAAGACAUUUAUUUGUCAAUGUUCACUGAGAAAUCUGCUCUAAAUGAAUGUUGUAUUAAUAUAACCCGAUCAUGUGUGGAACGGUUUACACAACACAUUUGUAAUGUGAGACCUUUAAGCAAGUUUGGAAGAGUAAAGCUUCAAAUAGAUUGUAAGCAUCUAGAGACAGCUUUGUCACCCUUAGUUCAUGAUUUAACAGAGCUCGGAGAUCAGUACAGACAGUUAAAGGCACUAAAUCUUCUGCUAGAAAAGACUCCUCAAGAAAUAGCCAAGAGUCAAACUGAGGGUGCAUGUCUGCCGUAUUCCAUGGUUAUGAUGUUUUUAUUUUCUCAUGGUGGUCAUCAGUUGCUGGCGCCUCACACGUGUGCUGGGUGGAAUAUACAGAAGCUUAUGCAGUGGUUGGAUACCCAUAAAAAUGAGAGGGAUAGAUUAGAAUUUGUUGCUGGUGCUUUGCAAAGGUACCAAAAUCACGUUAGGCAGAACCAAAUUGCCACAUAUGAUGAGGUGUAUCCAGUGUUGUUGCAACUCCUAGAAGAUGGGCGAAAGUCUUUGAAGAAGUAG
Molecule: messenger RNA, 2241 nt
Organism: Arctia plantaginis
Lineage: Eukaryota; Metazoa; Arthropoda; Insecta; Lepidoptera; Erebidae
Source: the annotation of a GenBank genome assembly